Molecule: messenger RNA, 1116 nt
Organism: Leptidea sinapis
Lineage: Eukaryota; Metazoa; Arthropoda; Insecta; Lepidoptera; Pieridae
Exons: 1
Coding region: 1-1116 (371 amino acids)
Biological process (GO): 7-methylguanosine mRNA capping
Molecular function (GO): RNA-directed RNA polymerase activity; ATP binding; mRNA 5'-cap (guanine-N7-)-methyltransferase activity
Source: RefSeq, a predicted model, not a curated record
AUGAGGCAGAAGGCCUGGACACUAACUACUAUCAUGAUAAUCAAAAUCGCAUCAGAAGAAUGUAACAUACAGGGGGAGAUUAUGGGACAGGGCGAUAAUCAGGUCAUCCAUGUCAAACUCAAUCAAGAACAGCAAGGACAGCCCCAUUUCUAUAUCAAACUUUUGUUAAAUAGCCUGGAUUACUUGUUCAGAGCAGCUGGAUUGUCUCUCAAGUUGCAAGAGACGUGGUAUUCUCAAAAUCUGUUCGAAUACUCCAAAGUUCGCUACUACAAGUCAAUCCGUAUUGACGAUAGUCUGAAACGUAUCAACAGAAUGAUCCCCGACAUUAAUGAAGGGUUCCCCUCAUUACACUCUCUGAUUACCGGAGUUUCAACUACAACCGAAAAUAUGUCUAGAAAUUAUGUGUCUCCUGUCGUUCCAUUUUUCUUUUACUCUUUGGAGUUGGGGAAUACGAUGAAAAGAAAGAAAAUCCUAAGUCUAAAAGCAAGAGAAACGGACAAGGUGUGUGCUCUCAUGAAUAUACCAUCGAUUUUAGGAGGACUACCACUAUCAAAUAUGUACCAGCACUGUCAAAGAGGAUGUCCAGAUCCACUCACAAUCUGGCUUAAAGUAAUAGAAGUGAUAAGGAAGAAGAGCCCCAAGAUCUAUAACACUAUUCUUCACCUGGUCCCUUGCAGAACAAAAUCGAUUUACGAUCCUGUGAAAUUGGUAGAAAACAUAUACAGUUUAAACAUCGUAGGUAUGCCUAAUUUCGAACGGAAUGCCAGAGAAAUAAUAGAAGAAUUCUUACCAACCUAUGUCACUAACCCCAAAGUAAUUCGCCUUCUGGGUGCAGACAGAUCAGACUUGGAAAACUUGUGCAACAUCCUAACAACUAUGAGGCCAUAUGUUGCUAACCUGGCACACGAAAUAUUGAGAAACUCAAAUGAGGGUGUUCAGCUUCAACUGAUAGGGAGUUUUUCUAAUCUGCAAACAAUUAACCGAAUGAUAAAUGAAGAUCCCUCUCGAACAGAAACAAUUUUCUCAUUGGGGAAAUUCAAAGAUGCGGAAGCAAUAGAGGUCCUUCAAAGAAGAUUGAAGAAAUCAGAACUUCCUGUCGAGGGGACUCAUCUUUAA